Molecule: messenger RNA, 222 nt
Organism: Arctia plantaginis
Lineage: Eukaryota; Metazoa; Arthropoda; Insecta; Lepidoptera; Erebidae
Source: the annotation of a GenBank genome assembly
AUGAGUGUUAAAUUAUUUGUUUAUUCUCAGGAACAAGUUGAAGUGCCUAGCCCACCGCCUGCUUACGAAACUGUUGUCGAAGGAACAUCGAUUCAAAAGGACUGCCAUACAUUACAGGAUACUGUAACCCAGCCUUGUCUGACAUGUAAUGAUGGAGAACGAUGCGACAGUGAUCUACCAUCAUACGAAGCCGCAGUCAUGCUGAGGGACACCAAGUUAUAA